Molecule: messenger RNA, 2871 nt
Organism: Mollisia scopiformis
Lineage: Eukaryota; Fungi; Ascomycota; Leotiomycetes; Helotiales; Mollisiaceae
Exons: 2
Coding region: 1-2871 (956 amino acids)
Source: RefSeq, a predicted model, not a curated record
AUGUCUCUCUACCGUGGUUGGGAUCGUGAGCUGUUGCGACGAGCUGGGACCGAGAUGAACCAAGUAGAGAGCUCGAGCGAUCAGUUCGUCCAACGUUCGAUGUCAUCCUUCACUCCAAUCAAUCCAAUUGCCCCACCUGUCCAAUUCAUCAGUUCCCAGAAAACACUUCACGAAAGAGAUAUCUACGAAAUUGUCGAAGUUCCUGCUGAACGACCGGACGUGGUAGUCCCAAAGAAACGUGGUCGUGCACAAAACAAGGGUCGCGCUGUAUCAGUUGAUCCUCUAUGGGAGUACGUCGACGAGGGUGACUUGGCUGGUCAAAACAAGGGCGGCGACUUCGAAACUACUUUCCCCAAAAGACGCAAAUCAGCUUCUGCGAAGAGAGCGAGUUCAUCAAAAGCUAUGCCGUAUACCUUGUCACAAUUCUCGAAGGUCGAUACUCAAGCUGAUAGUCUGGAUUACAAAGACCAGGCUGGUGCACAACUUACUACACUAGACUCUGGCAACAAUAAGAAAAAGAAAGCCGGAUCUGCCAAAGCUCAGACGACGAAAUCUAAGAUGGGCCCUUUUAAGCCACCGACUAUCACCAAGCCUGGAGCUUCUCGCAAAAAGGAUGCUGUCGAAGAUCCUGUGCAGACCAUGCCAAAUAGCUAUCUAGGACACGUAACUACGCAAGAGUCGGUGAAGCUGGCACAGACUACACUCGAUAAAUUAGCUGCUUUCAGAUACAUGCCUCCGUCUACAGCUGAACAAACAAAGGAAGCCUCAAGUGUUCAGCACAAUGUUCAGUCUCGAGCUGAGCCGAACAUCAGCAUCCGUGCGGCCGAGGAAGAGCUCUUCGAUCAUGCCACUGAGGGGGGAUUCAUGCUUGGAGAUGACGACCUAUCGCAUGAGCGAAAUCUUAACGAGCCAGGAGCAUAUGAAGGCUAUGCGAUCAUAGCCAAUCGCGAUUUGUCUAAGGUGCCAAUCGAGGACCACCCAGUCUCUGGAGAAGACGCCUUCUUCAACGACGUAACUUGGAAUGUCCAAGUAAGUGAUGAGCCUCAGUACAAUAUUCUGCCUACAGAAGAACAGCAUCAAUCGUCAGCCUCUGCACCGGAGCUUAUCGGCGAUCCGCACAUAGCAAAGUCACAUCUUCGAUUAGAAUCCCAGAGCCAGUGGCUGAAAACGACUCAUUCCAGUCGACAUGAAGAACGAAAUGAUUCGGGCUCCAUUGGUCGUCUGUGUGGCGUUGCAGUUCAUGGAGACCCUUCUUAUGGCUCAUCUCAAUUUGAACCAAAUUCGAGCGAGACGAGAGCUCUCCUGAGGGUCCUAGACAAUUCCCAGCCAGCUCAUCAAUUUCAGGACAACCUUUCCGAACAGUUUUCUGGAAGAGUGAACGAACCACCCGUGCCUCGGAACCUGCCCAACACGGACGACGAUAUGUUACAUGUAGCUAGUGAUACCCAGGCACCUGCGGGCGAACAUGAGCCAUCAUCUCAAGCUCUACCAGCUCUGGAUCCAGGCCACAAUCGUCGCACUGACCCAUCGAAGGAUGUCCAAGUGGAACGCUCAGAUCUAGAUGAUGCUAACAUGGUAAUGAUAGAUGUCUCUAAGGACUACGACCUUGAGGAUUUUGACGAAGGGUUGAAUGAUUCCGAUCUCAUGGACCUGGUGUCUCAGCCUGUCGUGCCAGCCACUCAAUCAAUCAUGGCAUCGGAACCGCUAUCCAGUGGACAUGGUGUUCUUCCCCAGAAGCAACUCGAGUCGCAAACUAAGGGCAGUGGCCAGAGGGUAUUGGUUCCUAGUCCGCAUGGCAUCCAACAUACAAGCACCUCAUCUCGUCCAUCGUCGCCCUUUAUUCUCGGUUCUGAUAUAGACGAUGAUUUUCCGCUCGAUGAAGAUAUGGAGGAAGAGAUGAUGAAUCUGGCAGACCCUGCUGGAGUUCUCGAGCGCUUCCAACCUCCACCAAGCUUGCAUUACUCUUCUGGAGAAGGAUCUGCAUCAGGUGAAGUAUACGACAGCUCUCUUCAAUUCUCGCCCCAAAAGCAUUACUUUCCUGCCGAGUCUGCAGGGCAGCAGAAAUUUCCGGAUAAUACAGCCAAUUCUCUAGCUGACUCUGAAGAUCUCCUGGACGAUGACGAGGAUUGGUCUUUCAUUCGAACAAACAAUGAGUCUACGGCUGAGAAAUAUACUCCCGACCGCCGACACUCUAAGAGGCCAAUCGUAUCACCUGCAGAGGAAGCAGAAGUCGUCGAAAUAUCUCCCGUCAGAUCUCAAGCGGUUUCUGGUGUCAGGCCAUCUUUUAGAAGACAGCCCUCUAUAAGUCAGUUGACCACAGAUACCACAAGCAUAAUUCUGGAUGAUAGUCAUGAGUAUGAACCGCUGAAGCCUUUCGCUCGACCAGACUUUCCAGGCUUGAUUCGAGAUCGGUCUCCUAUUGUCGGAUUGUCCUCACAAUCGUUCCUUCGAGUCUGCUUCAGAGUUGCUGAAAUGUUCAAGGAAGGGGCCAAGUGUCAUGCUUUAAAGGAGAAUGCUGUGAUCGAGCUCUACGCGCGAGUCAUUCUCUCCUCCCGUGAGCCCGGCACUACCAAGCAACACUUCCAGUUCGCGGAUCUCUGGCACGAUCGACCACCUCUCCCCAGCGGAAUCCUUGCCAAUUACAAGUCUCCGGAGCUUCUUCAAAGAGAGAGUGGGAAGUUCAUUGGGGCUUCAGAGGGCAUGAUGGCGAGGUGUUUCGGUAGACUCAAGAGAGAUUCCCAGAGUACAACGGGUUGGGUUCUGGAUAUCAUCAGCAUCCGGACGACUGAUUGGGAGGAGAUCAGAUGGACUAAGAGAAUUGUGAGUGCUGGGCUCAUGAAAUCCGAGUCUAAAGGUUUAUCGAAGUUGUGA